AUGAGAUCCGACCCCAAAUGAACUUCACUAGUUACACUUUACUUCACUGACCAAGCAGCUGAGAAAUCUGAGAGAAAAAACAAGAAGAAGAAGAAGAAUGGGUUUCACAAUGGGUCUGAAUCUUCUUCUGUUGUUGGCUAUGGUGGCCACCAACAUUCUCUCUCUCUACCAUCUCUCCUCCAACUCCCCCUCCACCGCCGCCAACAACCCUUCCACCGCCUCCCACCAAGUCCCCGACCACCUCAUCCACCAGCUCACCACGAUACGCGCCACCAUCAACCACCUCACGCGCCGCCACCACAACCCCAACUCUGCCGCCGGAAAUUCCGCCGCGGCCGUCCCUCCCGCCGAUCUCCUCCUCUACUCCCAGCUCUCCCCCAUUGCCUCCGCCUGCCACGCCCACCCAGACCUCCUCCACCGCUUCAUGAACUACACCCCCUUCUCUCUCUGCCCCUCCUCCUCCGACGACCUCGCGGAAACCCUGAUUCUUCGCGGCUGCCACCCCCUCCCUCGCCGCCGCUGCUUCUCCCGAACUCCGCCGAAGCCCUCGUCUUCUUCUCUCCCUCAAAACCCUUUCCCUUCUUCGAUCCCCGACUCGUAUUUGCUCUGGAAUCGGUACAGUUGCAAGAGCUUGGAUUGUCUGAACAGGAUGAACCCAAUUUUGGGUUUUGAUUUGGGGAAGGAAGUUACGAAUUUUGUUUCGUACAAAUCGGAGCUGGAUUUGCCGGUUCCCCAGCUGAUGCAGAUCGCGAAGGCGGCGAAUUCGGUGCUGAGAUUGGGGAUCGACAUCGGCGGAGGCACGGGAACAUUUGCGGCGAGAAUGAAGGCCUACAAUGUGACGGUUUUGACGACGACGAUGAACGUUUUCGCUCCGUUCAGCGAGGUCGCGGCGCUGAGGGGGCUGGUGCCGCUCCACGCGCCGCUGCAGCAGCGGUUGCCGGUGUUCGACGGGACCAUGGACAUCGUGCGGUGCGGGCGGGCGGUGAACAGGUGGAUUCCAACCGUGGCGCUGGAGUUCUUGCUGUUUGAUAUUGAUAGGGUGUUGAGGAGCGGCGGGUACUUGUGGCUGGAUCAUUUCUUCAGCAAAGGGGUUGAUCUUGAGAAGGUUUAUGCUCCGUUGAUUGGGAAAUUGGGGUACAGGAAGGUGAAGUGGGCGACGGCGAGCAAGGCCGAUUCGAAGAGCGGCGAGGUCUUCUUGACUGCUCUCCUGCAGAAGCCUGUCACGAAAUGAAGUUGGGCUCUUGUGAGGAUUAUUGUUUAGACUUGAGAAAGGGAUUACAUAAGACUUUUCUCACUCCCGGUCCUAGAUGGAGGCCUUCAGGUCGAGUAAGAAAGCAACAUAUUUAUUUCCACUCAAGUGGGUUAUAUACAUUUUGUUAGCGAUCAGUAAGGCAUAGGCAAUUGUGGAAUAUUAGCUGACAUGGUUGGGACGAAGGUGAAUUUGUACCACUAAAAGAUCCAAGGGAACAAAAAGCAUGUGCUGAAGCCAGUCGUCUUUAUUGGCGUCUUCUUGACUGCUUGUAAGAUAAAGUUAUUCCUUUUAUUAUUUAUAUAUAUAUUUUUAAAGGAAUGAGUAUGCAGAACAUUGAGAAAAAGCAAGCUUUAUUAAUUAGCUGGUUAUCUCUUAUCAAUAAAUUAAAAAAAA
Morus notabilis is the source of this 1645-nucleotide messenger RNA. RefSeq lists its product as uncharacterized. Gene Ontology annotation, molecular function: methyltransferase activity. The coding region runs from base 98 to 1231 and encodes 377 amino acids. The transcript is spliced from 2 exons. The record is from RefSeq and is a predicted model, not a curated record. Lineage: Eukaryota; Viridiplantae; Streptophyta; Magnoliopsida; Rosales; Moraceae.